Messenger RNA from Rhincodon typus (whale shark), 1881 nucleotides. RefSeq lists its product as uncharacterized. The record is from RefSeq and is a predicted model, not a curated record. Gene Ontology annotation, cellular component: nucleus. The coding region runs from base 74 to 1843 and encodes 589 amino acids. Lineage: Eukaryota; Metazoa; Chordata; Chondrichthyes; Orectolobiformes; Rhincodontidae. The transcript is spliced from 3 exons.
UGUCCUUCUGAAACCCAAAUUAACACCGAGGCGCUCACCUCGAAUCUUAACCGUGGCUCUACUUUCCCCAGCCAUGGCUGCUAGGAGGGGUAAAGUGGCCCGCCGGUUUUCAGACACUUCCCUGGAGGUGCUGGUGGCGGCGGUCAGAGCCAGAGCCAAAGUGCUUUUUCCCCGCUCUGGGAAGAAGGUUCACAGCAGUCUAUCCAAGAAAGCGUGGCUGGAAGUGGCCGAGGAGGUCAGCAGACUGAGCAUCACCCCCAGGACCUGGAUCCAGUGCCGGAAGAGAUUCAAUGAUCUCACUCGUUCAGCCAGAGAAAAGGCAGCGCACAACAUGAGGGAAAGGAGCAGGUUAGGCGGGGGUACAACUGAUGUUGUAGCUCUCAGCCCUGUAGAGCAAUCAGCGAUGGACAUCAGCGGGACAUCGAAAGCGAUCAGCAUUGGGGAUGGCGAGGCCGGCGGAUUCUCCAAGCAUACCGACUGCUUCACGAUCGUGCCUCUUCACAUGGCCCAGGCGAUUCCAGUCAGCAUCAAAACCUCGCCCAGUCCGCCUCCUCCUCGGGAAGUUUUCGAAGAGGAGCCUUCGGAGGAGGACAAACCCGCGGCCUCCCUCUCGAGCGGUAGCGCUGAGCUGGCCGAGCCCGAGCAGGACAAGAACGAGGCCGAGGGCCCGGCUCCGCUCAGCGGGACGGAGCGGGAACGGGAGGGCCCGGGCCCGGGCCCGGAGAUGUCGCGCCGGCGGGCCUUACCUUCCCCCGGUCCCGCCGAUUGGGACGGGGACUCGGACCUGCGGGACCCGGCCAUCAAGAGGAAGAUGCUGGAAGCUCAUCAACGGCUGUACCAGGUGUUGGAAGGCCUGCCGAAGACUCUGAGCGCCAUGUCCGAGAGCAUGGAGGAGAGCACCUCCGCCAUGUGCGGGGUGGUGUCGCACGUGGUUUCCACUCUGCAGUCCACCCUGGAAAGCACGACCACCCCCCGGGAGAGUGCGUUGGCCGAGCCCCCUCAGCCGGAGACCCCGUCGCCCACCGUCGAGGCUUUGAUCGAAGCUCAAACGGCCGCCAUCCAGGCGCUGGGCGCCAACGUUUGCUCAGCCUUGGAGAGGAUGGCGGGUCAGCUGGACACCUUGGUGGAUCGCGUGGACCGGGGCUUCGAGACUGUCUCCCACCUCUUGCGGUCCGCCCUGCCUCAGACGGGCGGCAGUGAGGAGACGAAGCCCCGCGCGGGCGGCGGCGCGAGCUGCCCUUUCCCGCCAAGCCCUCUGCCUUGCGCUGCCCUGGUGCCAAACCGUCAGCUGAGCCAGGGGGCGCUAGCGGCCGCCCCUAAGGCGCUGCAGCCGGAGGGCACGCCCCCGCGAGCGCGCGCCCCCAGGAGCCAACGGUCGCCGCGAGCAUCCCAGGAGGCGCCCGCUAAUUCUUGCUUGACAGGAGGAACGUCUCGUAGGAGUGGCAAAGUGAGUAAACCUUGCCGUAAAAGAAAACAAAUCAAGUCACGUACAGACUUAAACAGGUAUUACAGCACGCAAACGGACCCAACUUGUCCAUUGGCGCCUGAGUUUGUGACCCUUUCAUCCAGUUUGAUGUGCAGUGCUUUCUGGAAGCGGCUCAUAACUUGCCCUGUCAAUACAAACUACCUCCCAGGUUCUACCGUCAAUAAAUGUGGAGCUGGAAAAGCACAGCAGGUCAGACAGCAUCCCGACAAAGGGUUUCGUCUGGAAACGUUCACUUUCCCUGCUCCUGGGAUGCUGUUUGACUUGCUGUGCUUUUCCAGCUCCACAUUUAUUGACUCCCAGGAUCUAGCCUUUGCUUCAUUAAAUCAAAACCCAAAGAACUGCCGGUGCUGGAAAUAAGAAGCAAAAGCAGAAAUUGGAGCCCUGCUGGUUACAUC